This is a messenger RNA of Pimephales promelas (fathead minnow), 3318 nucleotides long. The record is from RefSeq and is a predicted model, not a curated record. NCBI's taxonomy places the organism in Eukaryota, Metazoa, Chordata, Actinopteri, Cypriniformes, Leuciscidae.
GAACCGAACUGAGUAAGAAAGCAAUGUUGAUGCUCAUUUGCAGACUUUCUAAUGUUCUACAACAAUUACAACUAAGACCUUAAUCUAAACUAUAUAUUCCCAGCGUGGUAUCUUCAUGCAGAAAUGCUGCCUGCUAAGUCAAUGCCUGAGAGGGCAGGGAUGCAACAAGUCAGCUGCCUAGGUUUUCGGAUGCAGCAUAGUUUUCAUUAACUCCGCUUCCAGCAUGAGACUGUUCGAUUGUUGCUGUUGUCCUCAGACUGUUGUGACUUAUGGUUCUGCAGUUGGACAUUGCAUGACCGGCGAAUUUGUAUCCUCUUCAGUCUUCACUAGAGGUGGAAUGGCAGAAGUCCUAGUCACCAGUUUUACAACAGACACUCCUGGGCAGACAAAAAAUGGCCACCUCUUCCAAGGGAUGGAUGACGUUUCAGGAUUUGGCCUUCUACAUACAUCAAGAAGAUGUGUGAAGCUGAUGAAUUUCCAGGAGGAGGUGAGCGCUCAUCGGGAUCUAGAUGGGUUCUUGGCUCAGGCCAACAUCCUACUGGAUGAAAAGGCAGCCUCCCUGGACGAAGUACUGCGCAGAAUGCUGGACCAUGUGGCCACGGACGGGCUGGGCAGCUGCAAUGCGGACGAGGUCAUGAGUGCUCUGUUUAUAGAUGCUGGAGAACAGGGUGCCAAUGUUCACCUUUUGACCGAGACCAUUCAGGGUGUGACAGCAACAACCACUGGAGUUUGUUACCAGCAGUCCUGGAUCUGUGUGCUCUGUAACGUGAAGACUCUUCAGAGACGAUGUGUUUGCAUUACCCGUCUGGAGCGGCCACAGAACUGGGGUGUUAACUGCUGUGAGGUCCGCUAUGUUAUCCUCAUCCUGGCACCGCCUCGAACAAAAAGUACAAAGACUGCCAUAGAGCUCGGUCGCACUUUUGCCACCUUGUUCUCAGACAUCUCAUUUACACAGAAACUCCUGGAAACUAAGACCCAGGAAGACUUCAAACAGAAGCUGGUGAUUCAAAGGCAGCAGCUCUCCACUGCCAUCCAGAAGCCCUCGGUGGAGGAAGAGAUCGACGCACAAAGCAACAAACCACUCAAGGUCAAAGAUUUCCUAAGAGCAGGUCAUGGCAUUUAUGAGGACUUGUGCCGCAGGCUUCCACUGUACCUGUCCGACUUCACAGAUGGUAUUCUGGGCUCUGACAGAUCUUUGCUGAAGUACACCACCACGGCCAUCUUCCUCUACAUUGCUAUCCUGCUGCCAGCGAUUGCGUUUGGCUCUCUGAAUGAUGAGAGCACUCGAGGAGAGAUAGAUGUUCAGAAGACUAUAAUUGGUCAGAGCAUUGGAGGAGUGAUUUACUCUCUUUGUUCUGGGUCUCCGCUGGUCAUCCCUCUCACCACAGCACCUCUAGCCAUCUUCAUCAGUGUGAUCAGAGGCAUCUGUGAUGACUAUGACCUCGACUUUCCUGCAUUUUACGCCUGCAUUGGCCUCUGGAACAGUUUGUUCCUCAUACUAGGAGGCAUCUUCAAUGUCGGCCUGUUUAUGAAGCUCUUUAAACGUUCUACAGAAGAAGUGAUAGCUUUGUUCAUCUCCAUUGCCUUUGUGGGUGACGCCUUGAAAGGCACCAUAAACAUAUUUCAUAAAUAUUACCAUGGCCCUAUACUUGUCAAUGGAAGCAAAGAGGAUCUGCAUCGUUUGGGUGUAAUGCUUCUUCAGACAGUGAACGGAACAGAGAAUGGAGGCUCACUGCCUGCAUCAAUGGUUCUAGGCACUAGGGAGCUCCCAAUUCUCUGCCUACUGCUGAUGCUGGGAACACUGUGGCUGGGAUAUGUCCUGUUCCUCAUCAAGAGAAGCACAUUCCUGCAUGCUAAAGUCAGAGAAGUGGUGUCAGACUGUGCAUUGCCGAUCUCUGUGGUCAUCUUCUCUUUUGUGGGCACUUACCUCUUCAUUGGCAUUCAGCUUCCAGUAUUCAACUUCCAGAAUGGAACUGUAUUCAAAGUGGCACCUUUUAAUCAGCUGACAGGGAUGAACAUAUUAAGCGCAUGUGGUCUUGGCUUUCUCCUUGCCUUGCUCAUCUUCAUUGACCAGAAUAUCGUGGUGUCCCUCACCAAUGCCCCAGAGAACAGACUGCUAAAGGGAACGGCGUACCACUGGGACCUGAUGCUCUCUGGGUUUAUCAACAUCUUGUUGUCUGUGCUGGGGUUACCAUGGAUGCACGCGGCUUUCCCACACUCCACGCUACAUGUGCGUCAGCUGGCGAGAGUGGAACAACGAAUGGAGGGGGGCCACCUCUAUGAAACGAUAGUCAGUGUAAAGGAAACGCGACUUACUUCGUUGGCUGCCAACAUCCUGAUUGGUUUGUCAGUGUUUUUGCUGCCAGUGCCUCUGCAAUGGAUACCGAAACCUGUUCUCUACGGACUCUUCCUGUACAUCGCCCUUACGUCUAUUGAUGGAAACCAGAUGUGUGACCGAAUGGCCCUUCUGCUUAAAGAACAAAUGUCGUAUCCACCCACUCACUACAUCCGCAGAGUGCCGCAGAGGAAGGUGCAUUAUUUCACAGGCCUUCAGAUUGUUCAGCUGAUCAUCCUGUGUGUGUUUGGGAUGUACCCUCUUCCCUACAUGAAGAUGAUCUUUCCUUUACUCAUGAUCAUGCUCAUCCCAGUAAGGAACUACUUGUUGCCAAAGAUCAUUGAAGCGAAGUACUUGGAUAUCAUUGAUUCUCAAUACAUGUAAAUGAAAAAAAAAAAGGGAAAACAUUAGCAUUAACACUUUUAAAGUGCUUAUACGGUAUGUAUUUUUGUUAGGAAAUGCGUUUUCUGGCUGUAAAAUGUGCCUUCAAUAUCUGUUAUGAAUUCAAUCUUUCUAAAGUAGUCCCUGCCCAUUUUUAUUUAUCUAGUGCAAUCAUAAACUCUUAUUUUUUUUUCUUCCCAUGAUUCUUAAGUGCCUCGAUGUUCAGUCACAGCAUGUAUCUGGCACUGGGAUUUGCAGUGAGCAAUAUUAUUAUUUUAUUUUGCCAUCUGAAGCUGCACACCGAAAUAUUUGAUCAAACAAUACAGCAGAACAAACACAUUUUAAAACACAAUCUCAACACAUUUCAUUCAGAGCUUACAGCCUUCUGACGUGUUUAGGUUUCAUAAAAUGCUUAAAUGUUCUAAUGCUGGUAUCCACUAGAUAGAUCUUUAAAAUCACAUCAUCACUACCAUAACCUUUGACUCUUAUUCAUAAUACAAAACAACUACCCUUUUGAAUGAAUGAUGAAAACAGUGUUAUACUUAUUCUCUGUCAAUGGAGAAAUGUGUCCCGCUCUCAAAACACAUCUUUGCAUUAUUGUG